Messenger RNA from Saxophila tyrrhenica, 1071 nucleotides. RefSeq lists its product as uncharacterized. Gene Ontology annotation, biological process: dolichol-linked oligosaccharide biosynthetic process; polyprenol catabolic process. The coding region runs from base 1 to 1071 and encodes 356 amino acids. The transcript has 3 exons. Gene Ontology annotation, molecular function: 3-oxo-5-alpha-steroid 4-dehydrogenase activity. Gene Ontology annotation, cellular component: endoplasmic reticulum. NCBI's taxonomy places the organism in Eukaryota, Fungi, Ascomycota, Dothideomycetes, Mycosphaerellales, Extremaceae. The record is from RefSeq and is a predicted model, not a curated record.
AUGGACGCCAUCACCAUCCUCCGCCUCUCCUACCAUGGCGCCUCAACAGCCGUCCUCCUCACCUAUCUCACCCCUCCCCUCCGCGACCGCUUCCUCUCCUAUGGCGCCCGCUCUUCCACCACCCCCGUCUCCUCCGCCGAGCGUGAAAACCAAUCUCUAGAGUCCAAGAAAAACACACCAAGCAAGAACAUCUUGACCACCCUCCUUGACGCACUUCAAGGAUGGCAAGUCCCUCACGACUGGUUCUGGACCUUCUACGCCCUCUCCGUCACCCUCUCCGCUUUCUGGGCCGGAGAGGCUCUGCUGCUGCGUGGACCACUCUAUGAGCUUAUGCGGGAUCGCGCGGGGCCCAUGGCUACCAACAUGACUUUCGAGCAGGUAAAAGUUACAUGGAUCAUGAUGCUGGUGCAAGGAGGACGACGGCUGUAUGAGAGUCUGGUAUACGUGGAAUGGGAGGAAUUCGGGACGGACAAGAAGAUGAGUAUGAUGUGGGGCGGGCAUUGGGUGAUGGGCAUGGCUUUUUACAUGGCGACGAGCGUGGCGUUCUGGAUUGAGGGCAUACCGGCCAUCGAAAACCACAAGCCCACCUACGGUGAUUUCAUCUUCCAAGCCCCAACCUUCCGCACCAUCUUUGCUGUCCUCCUAUUCAUGCUCGCCUCCGGCUUCCAACAUGAUUGCCACUCCUACCUCGCCUACCUCAAGCGCCAACCCGCUGUCGAUCCCUCGCCACCAUCCGCCAAUACCCGCUCGUCCACCUCCCCAAACAAAGCUUCAUCCUCUUCCACCCCCGCGGUACAUACCCAAUGCGACACAACGUACAAGCUCCCAACCCACCCCGCUUUCCAGCCCCUGAUAAGCCCGCACUACACGGCCGAGGUGGUCAUCUACCUCGCACUGGCGAUCCAGAGUGCGCCGCCGGGCCGCUUGGUCAACGGAACAAUGGCGAAUGCGCUGGUGUUUGUGGUGGUGAAUCUUGGUGUCACGGCUGACGGGACGAGGGAAUGGUAUGAGAGGAAGUUCGGUCCGCAGGCUGUGGAGGGGAAGUCGAGGAUGUUGCCCGGUAUAUGGUAA